AACGAGUGGCAGGAAGAUGAAGAAGUGCUAGUCAAGACUUUCUCUCAGCCUGUACAAGCGCGGCCGGCUCUCCGUCGCCAUGCCCAAGAGGAACUAUCGUUGCUGGGCAAUUCCCCUGUGGUGAUCCCUAGGGGGGCAGAUCAAAACAACGAGACUACAAGUUUCCCGAACAUUUGCCCUACCGAAUAUUGUGACCCGGAAACAUCCCGUUGUUUUCUGUUAAUCAAUGCGCGUUCUAUUGUAAAUAAGAUUCCUGACCUAUACUUCCUACUUCGGCAGAUGCCUCGAGCUGUGUUUGUUACUGAAAGCUGGUGCAAGCCCAACUCGAUACAUGAUGCCACUUUAAGUUACGACUCUAGGUAUGAGAGUUGUGGUGGGGUUUUGGCCCUUAUUCAUAAAGAUGUUCCGCACUCCUUCCUCAUUGAAAAAGACUUCGGUACGUCAAUACAAGCAUUAGCACUAGAGUUUGAUACUCGUGAUGGCAAGCUUAUAGUAGUCCUUGCCUACCGUAGCCCAUCAUGUUCUUCCGUAACCUUUUCAGAGUUCAUAGCUUUCCUUCAGGAGCUUUUAGAAGAAUUCAGUGGCCAUAUUAUCAUACUUGGAGAUUUUAAUUUUCCACUGAUCGACUGGGUCACUAUGACCCACAGAGGUAAUAUCUCCACUACGUCGUCUCUAUCUUUCCUUACUUUUGCGAAAUCAUUCGGCCUUGAACAAAUGGUUACUAGCCCCACCCAUGGUCUCAACAUUUUGGAUAUCGUUCUAGUCUCGGAUCCAAGGAUUCUUGAGGGCAUGUGCAUCCUUCCCCCCUUUAGUACAUCUGAUCACAAUGGUAUCGGAUUCAACAUCGCUGGUUUCCAUCCAAUCUCCGCACACUCAAAUAAAUACCGGUGCUUCUCUAGGUGCGAUUAUGGUUCAGUAAUAUCUGCGCUUUCCAAAAUUGACUGGGUUGCAUUAAACAGUGCUUCUUGUGACUCAAACAUGUUUUAUACCGAACUUCUAAACAUAUGCCACAGCCUAAUAGAUGAGCAUGUUCCGCUUUGCAUGAGCAGCUCGAAGAAAGCUGAUAAAUUCCCUAAACGAGUCUACUUCCUUCAUUCUCAAAUCAAACGUUUACAUUCCCGCAGCUCCGAGAGCAAUCGCAAGCUAGCUACAUAUACAAGGAGGCUAAAACGCGCACUUCUGCGGCAUCCAAUUACGAGUGGAAAAGAGAUUAGCACUGUGCAAGAAUAG
Cooperia oncophora is the source of this 1230-nucleotide messenger RNA. The record is from the annotation of a GenBank genome assembly. NCBI's taxonomy places the organism in Eukaryota, Metazoa, Nematoda, Chromadorea, Rhabditida, Trichostrongylidae.